AUGUCUCAGGGAAGAGGCAGUGCAAUCCUUGGUGCAGCUAUGGUGCUGUGCCUGCUGGUGCUCCACUGCGAGGUAGCUCAAGCAGCUACCUACACGGUUGGUGGUGCUGGCGGUUGGACCUUUAACACAGAUUCCUGGCCCAGAGGCAAGCGCUUUAGGGCCGGUGACAUUCUCGUGUUCAACUACAAACCAUCAAGCCACAACGUAGUAGCUGUAAACAAGGGUGGUUACGGCGCUUGCACCACCCCUCGCGGAGCCAAAGUGUAUGGGACAGGAAAAGAUCAGAUCAAGCUUGUUAAGGGACAGAACUACUUCAUCUGCAAUUUUCCAGGUCACUGCCAGUCUGGAAUGAAGAUAGCUAUCACUGCAGCUUAA
This is a messenger RNA of Ilex paraguariensis (yerba mate), 375 nucleotides long. The record is from the annotation of a GenBank genome assembly. Lineage: Eukaryota; Viridiplantae; Streptophyta; Magnoliopsida; Aquifoliales; Aquifoliaceae.